This is a messenger RNA of Rhagoletis zephyria (snowberry fruit fly), 348 nucleotides long. The record is from RefSeq and is a predicted model, not a curated record. Lineage: Eukaryota; Metazoa; Arthropoda; Insecta; Diptera; Tephritidae.
AUGUCUGGCCGCGGCAAGGGAGGCAAGGUCAAGUCGAAGGCGAAGAGCCGCUCCUCGCGAGCCGGUCUCCAGUUCCCCGUCGGACGUAUCCACCGACUGCUGCGCAAGGGCAACUACGCCGAGCGAGUGGGAGCCGGUGCCCCGGUCUACCUGGCCGCCGUGCUGNUGGCCGGCAAUGCCGCCCGCGACAACAAGAAGACCCGCAUCAUCCCCCGUCACCUGCAGCUGGCCAUCCGCAACGACGAGGAGUUGAACAAGCUGCUCUCCGGCGUGACCAUUGCCCAGGGUGGUGUCCUCCCCAACAUCCAGGCGGUCCUUCUGCCCAAGAAGACCGAGAAGACUGCUUAA